AUGAUAAAUGUGAAGCGCUUUCGCAGGCGAAGGCCUCCAGAAGAAGGCAUACCGCGGAUCGUGCCCUGCGGCGAGCUUAGUAAGAUAAGACGAUCGGCCCUAGACUUAAUCAAUCUUGAUGACGACGAAGACGACCAUAAAAAUAGUGGCAAACAGAGAAGCUUGGCAGCAAGAGGAGAUGCUCCUGCGUUGCAAAAUUAUCGUCUAUCGGAGGAUUUUCCAUCAAAUGAAUGUCAGCAACCAGGAAAAAAGGAAGCUGCUACAGUGCGCAGGGUAUUAAUACAGAGCCAACGAGCUAUUCCGGACACCAAUGCAAAAUCCGUCUCGGGCUUUUGGACAGAACUGGCAGGGGAAGAUGGGCCUACAAAACGGCCCAGACCGCAUGUUGCAAUUGCAUCCGAGGCCCAAAUAUCCCCAGCCUCUGGGGUCCAACAAUCUGCAACAACAGGUUCGCCCACCCUUUCGCUUCCUGUGGAUCGCAUUCGGGCUCUGAUUUCCCCUGGACCUGCUUGCAAAUUACAGAAAGCACGGAGAUUCUUUGCAAAUAAAUACCAUCCAGUUUGA
Mitosporidium daphniae is the source of this 564-nucleotide messenger RNA. RefSeq lists its product as uncharacterized. The record is from RefSeq and is a predicted model, not a curated record. The coding region runs from base 1 to 564 and encodes 187 amino acids. The transcript is spliced from 2 exons. NCBI's taxonomy places the organism in Eukaryota, Fungi, Microsporidia.